AUGAGCAAGCUCAGAUUCGUUCUCAGUCUCCUAUUUUCCACGGCGAUCUGCUUUUCUCUUCCUCCGAUCGCCGCUAGAGGCGGCCACUCCGACUAUAUCCACGCAGUUUUAGGUGAUGGAAAUUCUAGUCUUUAUGGUACUGCGAGACACUUAUUUUCUCAGGAAGAGCCUCGACCGAGUUUGGAAUUAACUCGAGGGUACAUGACGAACGGUGAUCUUGAGAAAGCAAUGAAAGAUUUUACCAAAAGAUGCAGCAAGAUUUCGAGACUAUACAGCAUCGGCAAGAGUGUCAAUGGAUUUCCUUUGUGGGUCAUAGAGAUUUCAGACAAGCCUGGAGUGUUAGAGGCUGAACCUGCAUUCAAGUACGUAGGGAAUGUACAUGGAGAUGAACCUGUAGGGCGUGAGCUCUUAUUACGUCUUGCAAACUGGAUUUGUGAUAACUAUGAGAAGGAUCCAUUGGCUCAGAUGAUUGUUGAAAAUGUUCACCUUCAUAUAUUGCCAUCACUGAAUCCAGAUGGCUUUACAGCCAGGAAACGUAACAAUGCAAACAAUGUGGAUCUUAACCGCGACUUCCCUGACCAGUUCUUUCCGGUUAAUGAGAACUUGGGUUUGAGACAACCUGAAACUAGGGCAAUUAUGACUUGGCUGAGCGAGAACCGAUUCACAGCAUCGGCCACUUUGCAUGGGGGUGCCCUGGUAGCAAAUUUUCCAUGGGAUGGUACAGAGGACAAGAGAAAAUACUAUUAUCCAUGUCCUGAUGAUGAGACAUUCCGGUUCUUGGCAAAAAUUUAUAGCAAAUCUCACCGUAAUAUGUCUUUGAGCAAAGAAUUCGAGGAAGGAAUCACAAAUGGAGCAUCCUGGUACCCAAUUUAUGGUGGUAUGCAGGACUGGAAUUACAUACAUGGAGGAUGCUUUGAAUUGACUCUGGAGAUAAGUGACAACAAGUGGCCUCCUGCAUCAGAGCUUCCCACCAUUUGGGAGUACAACAGAAUGAGCAUGCUGAAUCUUGUUGCAAGCUUAGUGAAGACAGGAGUUCAUGGGCGGAUCUUUUCAGUAGACGAGGGAAAGCCACUGCCUGGGCUUGUUGUGGUCAAGGGGAUUAACUAUACGGUAAAAGCUCACCAAGCGUACGCAGACUAUCACCGGUUGCUUGCACCUGGACAAAAAUAUGAAGUCACAGCAUCGUCCCCUGGAUACAAACCGAAAACAACGACUGUUUGGUUAGGUGAAAACGACGCCGUUACAGCUGAUUUCAUUCUCAUUCCAGAAGCAAGUUCCGGAGGCAAACUACGGAGAAGCAUAUGUGACUGUAGCAGCUGCGGUCAGCCGCUUCUAACGCGGUUUUUCGCAGAGACGAAUAACGGAAUCACGUUUGCGCUUGUCGUGGUUGUAGCGUUCCUGUGUUUUUUGUUGCAAAGAAGGAUGAGAUUUAACCUCUGGAAGCAAAGACAAUCCUCUAGAAGGUCAUCAAUAACAGUAUGA
Molecule: messenger RNA, 1482 nt
Organism: Microthlaspi erraticum
Lineage: Eukaryota; Viridiplantae; Streptophyta; Magnoliopsida; Brassicales; Brassicaceae
Source: the annotation of a GenBank genome assembly